GCAUUUCACACAUCGCACACACAGACAAAGCUUUAGAUAGGACGCACGGGGAGCAGUAAAAGAGAUGAAGCUGGCCACUCUCUCCAUCGCGUGCAUGGCAGGGUACGCUCGCGCCUUCGUUGUGCCUCCUGCAGCGAGGAGCAGCUUUGCGCAACCGGCGGCGCGCGCUGGUCUCUCGACUGCUGCUGUGGGGGGCAGUCCGCGGAUGAGCAUUGCCAUCGUCACGGGAGCAAGCCGCGGACUGGGUGCCGCAAUCGCGAAGGACCUCGCCGGCGCGGGGUGCAGCGUGAUCGUCAACUACGCAGCAUCCUCCGGAGCCGCGGAAGAGGUGGUGAAAUCGAUCCAGGAGGCCGGGGGCAAGGCCGCCGCCGUGAAGGCGGACGUGUCCAAGACGGACGAGGUGAAGACGCUCUUCGCGGACGCGGCGGCGGCUUUCCCCGACGAGAAGAUCGAGGUGGUGGUGAACAACGCCGGCAUCACGAGGGACACCCUCACCAUGCGAAUGAAGCCCGACCAGUGGCAGUCGGUGAUCGACCUGAACCUGAGCGGCGUGUUCUACGUCUCCCAGGCGGCGUGCAAGCUCAUGCUCAAGCAGCGCAAGGGCCGCAUCAUCAACAUUUCGUCCAUUGUGGGGCUCAUCGGCAACCCCGGACAGGCUAACUACGCCGCCGCGAAGGCUGGCGUGAUCGGCAUGACAAUGUCCAUGGCGAGGGAGUUCGCCGCUCGAGGCGUUACCGUCAACGCCGUGUGCCCCGGGUUCAUCGAGAGCGACAUGACAGCCGACCUCGACCAGGACGCCAUCAAGAAGAUGAUCCCCCUGGGCAGGCUAGGAAAGCCGGAUGAGAUUGCGGGGAUGGUCAAGUUCAUUGCCACGGAGGACAGCGCGGCAUACAUCACGGGACAGACCUUCACCGUGGACGGUGGCAUGGCCAUCGGCGCGUGA
This is a messenger RNA of Ectocarpus siliculosus, 943 nucleotides long. Lineage: Eukaryota; Phaeophyceae; Ectocarpales; Ectocarpaceae. The record is from the annotation of a GenBank genome assembly.